UGGGGAUGCUGCCCCAAAAAAACCCCUUCAUCAAAGUAAGAUGCUGCAGGCCCUCAGACGGGCCCUUCUGGAUGCCAAGAGGCAAAACCAAGAACUGGAAGCAGAAAAUGCAGCUCUGAAGCAAGAGGCAGCGACCAAGGUCGUCAGCUGGGAAGAAGAGAAGAAGAGGCUCCUGGAAGAGAAGGAGUCGUUACAGUCAAAUCUGCUCAUGGCCCAAAGUGAAAAGGUCAGCAUGAGUAAGAUAGUAGAGUCAGAAAGAGCGGCAAAGAAACACCUGGAGGCAGAGAUCAAAGAGAAGGACAACCGAAUGAGAAAGGAGGAGAGAGAGGUCCGCUCCUUGAAGGAACGCCUGUGUUUGCAACAAGCAGAGAAAGAGAAAUUCAAAGUCCAGUGGAUGCAAGAGUGUGCUAGAGUCCAGGAGAUGGACGCUGGCUUUGACCAAAGUAUAAUCCAGUUCACUGCAGCGUGGGAGAGCCGGCUGGCUGCCAGGGAGCGUAGGGCGGUCGCCGAGCUCAAAGCGCUGCAGGAGAGCUGCGAAAAGAGGGUCGCACACAUCGACCGGGAACGAGAGGAGGCCAGGGCUGAAAACCUGGUCCUGGUAGAACUAAAUUUUAAGUACCAGGCCACCAUCAAAACCAUCAACUCUGAGAUCCAGCGCAAAGAGACUGAGUGGCAAAAAGAUAUCAAGAGCCUGGAGGAGACGCUCAGGUGUGAGAUGUCAAGAAAGGAGGAGGAGCUGCAGGAGCAGAAUAGAAAAAUCACCCAGGAACGAGACGAAGCCGUCGCCAGUGCCAGGGCUGAAAACAUGGUCCUGGUAGACCAAAAUCUUAAGUACCUGGCCAAUAUGAAAACUGCUGAGGCUGAGAUCCAGCACAAAGAGACUGAGAGGCAGAAAGACAUCAGCGCCCUGCAGGAGAAGCUCAGGUGUGAGCUGACCAGAAAGGAGGAGGAGCUGCAGGAGCAGAGAAGACUAACAGAGGAGAGCUGGCUCACCAGGCAGGCGGACUGGAUGAAGAAGGCCAGCGGCACGGAGGAGGAGAUCCAGCGCCUCAUUUUGCAGAAUGUGGAGCUGCAGGAGCUCGCAUUAAAGUCAGACAAAGACAAAGCCAAGAUCAGAAAGAAGGAGGAAAAGAGGCUGAAGAAGGAGAGGAAGGAGAAGAAAGAGCAGGAGAAGAAAGAGGAGAUGGAGAGAGAGAAGAAGGAGAGGAAAGCGAUGAAGGAGAAAAAGGAGAAAGAGAGGAUGGAGACGAAGGAGCGGAAGAAGAGAGAGAAGGAAAAGGAGAGGAGAGAGGCGACAUUCUUUUAACUCCUCCAACCCUCUCCCUCACCCACCUCCCAACACCCCCCCACACACACACACCUUUUACCCCAUUACCCCUCCAUCCUCUUAACCCCUUUCACCCCUCCCUCUCCCUCACCCACCCCACUACCCCCCCUUUACCCCUCUAUUCUCUUUACCCCGUUCACCCCUCCUUAUCCUCUCUCCUAUCUUUUCUCUCCCUCCACCCCUCACCCCCUAACCUUUAAACA
Molecule: messenger RNA, 1530 nt
Organism: Seriola aureovittata
Lineage: Eukaryota; Metazoa; Chordata; Actinopteri; Carangiformes; Carangidae
Product: calponin homology domain-containing protein DDB_G0272472-like
Exons: 2
Coding region: 41-1306 (421 amino acids)
Source: RefSeq, a predicted model, not a curated record